Molecule: messenger RNA, 2638 nt
Organism: Aureobasidium pullulans EXF-150
Lineage: Eukaryota; Fungi; Ascomycota; Dothideomycetes; Dothideales; Saccotheciaceae
Exons: 1
Coding region: 193-2445 (750 amino acids)
Source: RefSeq, a predicted model, not a curated record
CGCUAACCUACAACGAACAGACGUGUUACCUUGUCCAGGUGAAACCUUCCAACUUGUGCGACAGAGCAUUUUGAUGAUUUGAGGGUCAUAGGCCAUACUGAACGCGUAAAUGACAGCCAUCAGGUUCUCGGCGCUGCGACCAAGUAGGUACUUCAUACACGAGUUAAUCUCCGAUCCUUCGCGUGGUGUUUGAUGCACAUAUCCACAUUUUACUCCCUUCCUUCUAAUCAGCAAGUGUUCAAAAACCUCCACGUCAGAGGAAAGCUCGACGGUCACAACAGCGACACUGAUGCAGCAAAGCCAAGGAUGGCUUUCUUCCAACGAAUAACGCGAUCACGCACCAAGGCCGUUGCAAGCUCGGUCGAGGCAGACAACAAGAAUGUCCUAUCUCGUCCCAGUCUGGAGAAGUUGCCCCUAGAAGUACUCCGGAUGAUCUGCGAGUACGUUGACAGCCCAGGAGCCCCUGGUCUUUGUGCGCUGUCACAAGCCAGCAAACACUGUCUCGCUGCGACGUCAAAGUCGCUCUGUCGUGAAAUCAGAUUCGACGUAACCAGUCGCAGAAAGCUUCAGCAGGAUGUGAGUCUCUGCAGCACGCUUCUUGACAGCCGGUCAAGUUGGGUUCACGUACGCCGCGUCUCGGUCGAGGGAAGUAUGCCAGAACAAGAGCAUGAACCCGAAAUCGUCAAAAGAGGCCUCCGUCCCAGAAGACAACCAACAAAGCAACAUAUAGGAUCGCGUGGGUACUACGGCCCUCGGCGCACCCAGCAGAGAUAUCUGGAGAACACCCAAGACGACAACGCGUGGAAACCAUUGGCAAAACUGCUGGAGGACAUACCUGCUUUGACCGACAUCAUCUUCAAUUCUCCCGACCAAGUUCCACCUUGUCUCCUGCAGACGCUUCAUUCGCAUAUCCCGUCUUGUCGAUUGCACGUGAAACAUUUUCAGCUUCACAUUUUGGAAGAUUCUGAUUUGGACCAUCAUGAGCGAGCACUGGUGACUUCGCCGUCUCUUCAUGCAGCUACGUUCAAGUUCUUACAUUGGGUGCGUGGCCCUAUACCAAGGGCCGAAUACGAGCACAGUGAACUAGUUUCUUUCCAAUGGCUGGUGGCGGGCGCGGCUCCAAAUCUACGCGAAAUACGAUUAGCGAAUUACACAGGCGUGCCAACGGGCUUCAUACCGUCCAUGGAUGAGCCCGGAUGUAAGUCAGUCUUCCUGCAUGUCGAUAACCUAUCAAAACCGGGAAGGAUGGCACCUUUGACGACGUUCUCAUUUGGCAGCAGAGAUCACCGCCAUUUAAAUCGGUACGAUCUGGAUGUUUGGAGCAACUACGUCGACUACUCUGCCUUGCGCGCUCUCGAACUUGCAAAGGAGAAAAGAAUUGAUGCACUUAGUUGGGCAACGACCAACUGUUCUUUCACAUCUCUAGAGACACUUGUGCUCAUCAUCGAAUGGAAGGACAGCCACGAACUGGACAUUAUCAAGCAAACCGAGGUCGACGACUUUGUGCGCAGCCUUCCCCCCCUCAAAGACCUCAAGAUUGAUGGUGCUGUUGGUCCAAGUACUUUUCGAGCUAUCGUUCAACGUCAUGCUUCGACGCUUAAACGACUAUGGAUGGGAAACGUGGAGACGUGGCCUAGAGAGGAGGUCACUUCGUGUUUCACUGGAGUCCUGCAAGAACACCCUCUGCUUCAGCUUGAGGACUUGACUCUGGCCAUCCGGCGAUCCAAGGGCGAUGAGAACGAAGUCGCAAUAUACAAGACUCUCGGAUCCUUGCCCCGCCUUCAGACCUUAGACUUGACUCUCGACUGUGCGGACGAAUCUAUUCUUCCUCAUGUUGUGGGACCUGACACGUCUUUUCUAGGACGGGCUGUCGGUAAGGAUGUCACUGAUAACGAUGAAGCCAUGGAGCUUACUCAAGAUCUUUCAUCUGAUGAUUUCCAUCGGCAGACCUUCAAAGACUUACAAACGGCCGACGGUACUCAUCUUAGCUAUGGCCACAUUCGAGAUGCAUUCAUCAACAGCGCACUAGAUGAAAAACUAGCUCGUGCUAUCCACCAAAUCAUGAUUGCCACCAAAGGCCCUCGCUCGCUGCCAUUACAGCGUCUGAAACUUGGGACAAGAGGCGGCUGCCAGUUUGGUAGCAUUGACUCAGGAGUGUUAGCAGGCGUAUGCGAUUACAUGGGUCGAGCGGUGCUAGUCGAAUGCAGUCUCCCAGGCAGUGGUCUCACGCGGCUUUCGGUAACACAAGUGGAAGAUUCACGUGACUCUUACCACCCUUCCUUCUACAAUUUCGCAUACACCAGAGACGGGCCGCCUACUGAAUUGGAUUCGCAAACCGAGGCGGUCUUCCGGCGACUAUGGCCAGUCAAGUCAAGAGUUGGAGGCAGUUGGCAGAAGGAGUGGCAUAGUCUGCCUCUCGCCGAGCCUGCAAUUACAAGAAUGUAACACUUGAAAGCUCAAUAUCUUCCACAUUAUCGUAGAUAACUACCGCUGCGAUUAUGCUCGGCUGUAUGCGCAUAUAAGCUGCUAUAUAGCAGUUGUAGUUCGGUUAUGACACGCUGACUUCGUAAAUCCUGCGCUGUGCAGCGUUGUCACCCUGUCCAGAUCACGCAGUAAGCAGUAAGCUCAUGCCAACGUA